CUAUUUUCCGGAUGCGAAGUAUUCCUCCAGCCGCGGCCGCCCGCCCCGCCACAACAACACGCCGCCGCCGCUGAUCAAUGCCACGCCUCGCCCCUCAGGGCUCAGCCAGCGCCAUGACGGCCUGAACGCGCGCCGAGGCCUGCCUGAAGCACCGAGCAGGUCACGACAAGGGACAGGCGCGGUAGCCUAGGCCGCGCCCUCCCUCCCCGGGGCGUGGGGCGCAGGGCCGCGUGUGCCGCCGGGCCUGUCACUGCCGUGGCCUUGACGCCCAGGGCUCGUGUCGUCAGCCUGUCCUGUGUUGUUACCUCUCCUGGCCCAGCCAUGUGCUCCUAGCCCUCACCUGCUGCUGCCCAGAUACAAAAAUGAUGCGACGUAUGAAAAUUCGACCCAAACCCAACUUUGGGGGUGGUGGCGCAUCCCGGAGCAGUGCAGCAAAGCCUGCCAGUCAGGGCAGUGCUGCAUGCCAGGAGCCUCAGGAGAACCUCAGCCCACCCAAGGAUGAUGAAGUAGCCACUCAGCCAUCAAGCAGUGACAAGCCUGUGGAAGAGAGCGUGGAGGUGAUCUCUACAACAGAGAGUGUGGGCAAGGCUACUGAUGCCUUGGGUGCAGAGUUUCAAGAGGAAAGCCGUCAGUCUUGCGACAACACUUCUUCAGUCUCCCCACUGGACAUGACUCUUUCAUCAAAUAAACCAGAUUUACAAAAAAAAGAAUCAAUUAAAGCUGCAGAGGAUAGUGAGGAGCAUCAGCAGGCAGCUCCAGGAUUAAAUAGUACAGUAACUCCUGUUACAGAGACUAAUGUGAGCUCUGAGGUCACAGAAUCAAAUAACUCUCCAGUGCCAUCCCCUCAAGCCCAGCAAUCACCACAAGAGCAUUCAGAUGACGCUGUGCCUACAAUUAUUUCUCAGUCCAUGACCCAAACUCUGGAAGUGAUUGAUGACAAAUCAGUGGACAGUGUUCCCUCUAGUGCUGAAACACCUUCAAGUGACAAAUCAAGUGAGGCAUCUAAAGAGACUCAACAAGACAUUGAGGCAAAGUCCAUAGUAUCUGUGAGGAGGAAGAAGCUGAAGGUUAAACCAGUGUUUGGUGGUACAAGGAAGGUUGGGGUGAUGGACAAGCCCAAGAUGAGGGGGUCAGAUCAGACUAUCAAUGAAUCUGGUGUAAAAACUGAAUGUGUUACAGAGAAAGUUUCACAUAAAAAUACCGUGGAAUUGUCAGAUGUGAAGUGAAUGUGUUAAAUAUAA
Molecule: messenger RNA, 1241 nt
Organism: Eriocheir sinensis (Chinese mitten crab)
Lineage: Eukaryota; Metazoa; Arthropoda; Malacostraca; Decapoda; Varunidae
Product: immunoglobulin A1 protease autotransporter-like
Exons: 3
Coding region: 363-1226 (287 amino acids)
Source: RefSeq, a predicted model, not a curated record